AUUUAUUCUUGCUCCGCCCACUUAAAGUGAAAAAAGGGGGUUCGUCUGAAAGUCUCUCAUUCGAUCUGUUCACAAUGGGCGACUCGUGAUAACCACGGAACACACACACAAACAAACACGGGGAAACACGAGGACGGAGAUGAGAAACAACAACAGCAGCUCCUUUGAAGAACCACAAGACCACAACCUCACACAGAUUUUUCCAGUCUCUUCAUGGCUCCCCUCCAACUCCUUUAGAAAUGGCUCAGUGACUGGCGGUAAACCUCCUCUUGCUGACACUCCAGUGAGCAGACAGAGUGGAAUCAUACCAGGUGCGAUCGCUGCUGCAGUGUUUAUAGCAUUUCUGUUAGCGCUCUACACUGUUCUGUGGAAAUGCAUGAUUUCACCACCCAAACGGAGGAAAAAAAGAGCAAGUUUGAGGGCUCACGAGCAGAGGUCUCUUACAUGCUGACUUCCACCUGCCCAGAGUUACUCAUCUUAGGUCGGAUCUGUAUCAGCCGCAGCUUUAAUGUCUGUUUGGCUGAUCACUACACAUUAUCCACUGUCCCAUUUGAAAAAUAGUUCUGAAAAUCUGUGAUUUGGGCAUUCAACUGAAAAAUGUGUGUGUGUGUGCAGGUGCAUGCGUAUGUUUAAAGGAAAUGACAAAGGGAUGGUUCACCCAAAAAUGAAAUUUACUCAUUUACUCCCAUUCGGCAUGUUUCCAACACAUUACAGUUUCUUUCUUAAAAUACAAAGGAAGGUAUUUUGAAAAAAUGUAAAAAUUAGCAGCCAUUGACGUCAGUACUUCCCCCACCCCUACUAUGGAUGGCAAUGGCUGAUGAUUUCACACACACAUACACACACAUCUUCUUUUUUUAUCAAACAGAAAAAUAAGAAAGAAACACAUUUAAUACAACUUGAGGGUGUGUAAAAGUAAAUUAUUUUUAAAAUGAACUGUUCAUCCAUUAAACGUGCUCUUGAAGCGUGUAUAAAUAUAUAUGAUUUGGAAGAGUGACCAAGACAUAAAUGUCCACUAGAUGUCACUAGAUGUGUUCACUUUUAACUCAACGAAACUAGGAAAUCAGCCAAAAGCUCUUCAUUCUUUAGCCCAUAUGUUUUUUAUCUUCGUAAACUUGCCUGUUUAGGACUUUUAUUUGAUUUUAUUGCCUAUAUAUGCUAAUUAACACACAAAAUAUAACACCUAUUAUGAAACUAGACGUUUGUUUUUCUCCAAACGUCCCCUUUGGCCAGGUGAACUCUGCACCAGUGAAUGAGUGCAUGCGUGUGUGGGUGUGAGAGAGCGAGUUUGUGAGAUAUUUGCCUUGUACAGCAGUAUUGGUUAGAGAGAACAGCACAUUUCUGGGUUAAAGUCUUUUUGGGUACGUGUGUGUGUUAAUGUAAGAAAAGGGAGCUACAGAUUGCACAUUUUUAUUGUAGAUAAUAUACCCGUUUGCACAAUAGCUGUACGCGGUUAUAGAUAUUUUACUUAUGUCAUGGCUUUUUUAUUAGCGGUUUUCACUGUGAAUAUCUGACUUUUAUUUUGGAUUAAAGUGUGUCGAUGUAAUCCAGUAUGCAAAUGUGUACUUUGAUUAAAGACGAGUUUGUACAGUUGUUUUAAACUAAUACGUUAGAUGGCUUCAGAAUGAAAAUGUUGCUAGCUUUAUGCUUUCCCAUUUCCAAACCUGCCUUGUGUUAAUCUUCAGAAUAAAUAUGAAGAUGUUUUUAAUGAA
This is a messenger RNA of Danio rerio (zebrafish), 1709 nucleotides long. The record is from RefSeq and is a predicted model, not a curated record. NCBI's taxonomy places the organism in Eukaryota, Metazoa, Chordata, Actinopteri, Cypriniformes, Danionidae.